Bicyclus anynana (squinting bush brown) is the source of this 3436-nucleotide messenger RNA. RefSeq names its product sequestosome-1. Bases 254 to 1894 code for a protein of 546 amino acids. NCBI's taxonomy places the organism in Eukaryota, Metazoa, Arthropoda, Insecta, Lepidoptera, Nymphalidae. The transcript is spliced from 8 exons. Gene Ontology annotation, cellular component: aggresome; amphisome. The record is from RefSeq and is a predicted model, not a curated record. Gene Ontology annotation, molecular function: zinc ion binding; protein kinase C binding; K63-linked polyubiquitin modification-dependent protein binding. Gene Ontology annotation, biological process: endosome organization; aggrephagy; mitophagy.
GGUGUUUAUUUUUCUUAUAAAACUGGCAGUGUCAUGUAAAUGAAAUUAUUUCACCAUAAUAUUUCAAUGUUUCUACUUCUAGCAUAACUUCUACAACAUUCGGCGCCGGUCGGCAAGUGAUGAUUCAUUUUGUUUUCAAACAGUAUAAAACGUUGAACGCUGCGCAAUAACAACAUUCGUGUGAAAACUUUACGUGUUGAGUGUUGAGUGCGCAUUUUAGUAUCAAAAGAAAUUCGUUUUAACAGCAAUCAAGAUGAGUUAUCAGAUAGAUUAUAAAGUAUAUUUGAAUAGUCCUGACACUGGGAAGCAGGAAAUACGAAGAUUUUUUGUUGAAGACAAUUUCCAUUUAAGCUAUCAUUAUUUGAAUUCCAAGCUUCAAGACAUCUUCCCGAUCCUAAAGAAAAAGAAUUAUACCAUAACUUGGAAAGAUGAAGAAAAUGACGAAGUAGUGAUUUCUUCAGAUCAAGAACUGUUGAUUGCUCUGCAGAGCAUGGCUUCCAGUGGUCCUAAAAAGCUGUACAUCCACUGUGAUAAAGAUAAGGAGCCACAGGUGGAUGUGGUGUUUAAUCUUGCUAAAGAGGAAAGUGAUGGUUUAAUUCACCUGGGGGUGGUUUGUGAUGGGUGCGAUGGCCCUGUGGUGGGUUUCCGUUACAAGUGCACUUCAUGCGAAGAUUAUGACUUGUGCUCCAGUUGUGAGGCAGCUGGACAGCAUGCAGAGCACUGCAUGGUGCGCAUUCCGGUGCCUAACUUAUCGUCUACCGUCAUAAGGAACGCCAUUAAGCGCUACCGUCACUUCCUAAAAACGGUGACCCCAGCCGAAGAGCACUGCAAGAGAACGCGUCGCGAUAGAAUCAAUUCAGAAAGGAAACGUCGCGACCACGGCUCGCAUCACCACCGCCACCACAGCGGCGACGGUGACCACGGCCACCAGCGCCCACGAACUAGCUGGCUAGAGACAUUCGCCAGCUACAUGAACGAGUUCGCCAAUCUGGCCGGCGAUGUGAACAUUGACCCUGAAUCAAGAAAGCAGGAAACUGCGAACAAAACUAACGAAACACAAGCUCCCAAUGAAGCUGCAAAAGAAGCUGAGCCUACUCAAAGCCAGAGGUCCGAAUGUCCAUUUUUCAUGGAAAAUAUAGACGUACAAAACAUUCAGAAACUAUUGAACAUGUAUGUCGGUGGUUUGAAUACGUCCACACCGAAGCCGUCCACUUCUAAUGCUUCUGAUAAGCCAAACGAUAAUGUGAAUAAUGACGUCACACCACCUGGACCUGCUAAUAGUGAUCAAGAUGUGGAGAUGUCUGAAGUAGGUUCGAAGGGUUCAGAGGUUGAUGGGGAGAGCGUAACAUCCGAGGCGUCAUCAACCAAAACAGUGGAAUCCCAAAAGGAAGAGUCUCCUGAAAAAGUUGACGAUUGGACUGUCAUUAACAAAGAGAAUGACCUUAUGGACGCUUGCCUGAAGCCAACUGGACCUCCAAUCGGCUUUAAUCUACCAGAAGAAUUUCAGGAACGCGUGACCAUAUCCAAGGGGCAAAACCUCUACCCGACUCUGAAUGCUGGUACAGCCGUGUUGAAUCCCAAAGAGCCCGAACGUCCAACUGUGUCUGAGCCGCCCAAGCCGGCUGAAGGUCCAGCUCAAAGCCAGGCCGCGGCUCAAAGCCAGGCUUCUGCUCAAGCCCAGGCUUCAGCCAACAACGCUGCGCCACCAACGGCACCACCACCCACCCCACAGGCAAAACCCCAUCCAUUGGCUCACAUCAACUCUUCGCUGAACCAGAUGCUGGCCAUGGGCUUCACCAACGAAGGUGGAUGGCUCACUCAGCUCCUUGAGAGCAAGAACGGGAACAUUGCUGCUGUACUGGAUCUUCUCACUCCAGUCAACCCCAGGAAGUAGGAUGAUGACGAUAUAUACAAUAUGUAGAUGUAGUAUCUACGACUAUAUAAUUAUAGAUUGGCAAGUUUUUUAAUGACACUCCCAUGAUAUGCGGGUGACGGGGGCGAAAUCGUGCGCGCGGGGGAUUGCUACCCCCAGCCCUCUCAGACCAUCGGGAGUGUUACGAGUGAAUUUGCCAAGCUAUAUCUACUAUCUACUCUUAUCUAUGGAUAAAUAAAUAUAUAGAAUUUGUGUUUUAGAAUUAUAAUGAAAGAUUACUAAUUGAUUAUGGGCCUAUUAUAGACUUUAUUUUAUCUAUUAAAAAAAUAAUAACCUUAAGAAAUAGCUCAUUGGACCCACCCAGCAUUAUAAUUAUACGGAGUGCUAAGGGUAUACGCUCACUAUAUCGACUCCUGAAUGUCUCUCUCGCGGUCUGCGGGCCUAUUAUGUAUCUCGGUGUUCCAUUCAAUGAAUGACAUCUUUUUUCAUAACACGGUUAUUUCACCGAAAUGACCUUGGUUGCGCCAUUUCACGCCAAGUGGCAGUGAUUUUUUGUUUCUACGAUCGUCUAACAUGAUUAUUUCAACGAAUAUACCGUAAAUAUCAGUUUUUCGUUAAAAUAAAGUUACUACUUGCUACUUUUUCUACUGUCUAAUAGCUACGUAAAAUAGAUAAUUAUGACAUUUCGUUGAAAACACAAUGUUAGACGAUUGCGAAAACGAAAAUGCGAUGAAAAACGACGUAGUGAUUGAUUAUUUGAAUGGUACACUGAUAUACAUAAUAACCCUGCUGACAACGAGUGAACCACCCGUGGCUUGCUAGCUUUGCGUUGCUCAUGCGUAGGUGGUCUGGCUAGGUGAGUAAUGGAUCCAAUGAGCUAUGAUCUUUAUUCGUAAUGUAAGACCUAAAGGGUGUAUAAUAUGAUUCUUUAUUUUAUUUCUAUUAAAAAUAUAACCAGCUGCUAUAAUUACUUGUCUACAAUUUAUAUAAAUAUGUUUUUUUCUCAUUUAUGUAUGUUAUAAAAUGUUGAUUAUAUUUGCUGACAUUACUCUCAUAUAAUAAUAUUAUAAAUGUUUUUUUUUUUUAUAAAUUUUUAAGUGUUUUGUAUUAAUAAUAUUUUAUCCAAUCUAAACAAGAUUUAAGGCCAGUACAACAUUUUUUAUUGUAAACCUGAUUACUCAUAGUAUGAUAUAUAUAUAUAUACCUACUAUAUUUAUGCAGCUUUGAUUCAUGUAGUACAAAAUCAUUAGGUAUGUAAUACUGAAAAAUGUAUCAACAUUUAGUAAUAAUAAUAAUUCGUCCUUGCCAAUUACUCUUUGGAACAUUCCUUAUCUCUAUUAACAUCCUCUUAAGUGAUUUAUUAUUAUAUUCCUUUAUUUAUAUUUUUCCUAAACUAAUGCAAAUCCAUUCGGAGUUUGAGAUAAAUAAAAAUUAUAAAUGCUGGUAAAUUAUGUGAUUUCGGUGUGAUAUACGGAUUGUGAUAAGCUACAUAUUGGAUAUAGCUGAUGUAUUAUGUAACCAAUUAUAAUCUACUAAAAUAAAGGUUUCAGGGUUAAAAUAUAA